AUGCUAUUUGUAUUUUCUGCUAUUAAUCCUGUAUUAAUGUCUACAAAUGCAUCCUUACAGGAACGAGCAGCUGUUUCAUCUCAAGUGUUUCAGCAUGUGCGAAGUGCAGCUGUGUCAGCUGCUGCAAAUAUUAUUAAUUCACCUUCGGCAUCUGUAAGUCAAGUAAAUCUUGCACGUAUUGCAUCAACUGACAGGAUGUCUAGUGAAAAUGCUAUGAAACUAGACAUAAUUAUUGAAAAUCAAGAGGAGAUUAAGGCGAUGCUGAGAAGUCUUGUGGCUGUUAGCGGAGAUGAUGUUUUGGACGAUGUGUUUCCCCAGAAGAUGAAAAAUGAACAUGAAUUGCGACAGCUUGAAAUAAUGUUGAAGGAUCCUAGUUAUCGCAAAAAUAUGAUUAAUAAUUUUGGAAGUCUAGGUGGCCGGAAUUGUAAAGAUGCGAUUCGGCGUAUUAUGCGCACAACAGCAGCAAACCAACUUUGGUCUUUGUUUAGUUUCAAUGGCAGAAAAGGGAAACUAUCAUUUGAGAGCUGUUUACUCUGCCAAGUAGUGAUGAAAGCUUGUAAAAAGAUCAUUAAGGAUGCUAACGUGCAAAAAAUAGAGGAAGAGAUUAGGGAGGUAUUAAAGCAUGCUCCUAAUCAACCAGGAGGAGUUAACUAUGAGGCAAAAAUUGUUGCAAAUACUCCGAGUAAAGAUGUAUUGUUGCAACAAGCCGAAGAAAGUUCCGAUUCUGAAAAUACGGAAUAAUAUUAAAAUGAUUAUGUCAUUCUUUGUGCGUUUUUUUGUUGUUAUAAUUUUUUUUUAU
Messenger RNA from Hydra vulgaris (swiftwater hydra), 799 nucleotides. The record is from RefSeq and is a predicted model, not a curated record. Lineage: Eukaryota; Metazoa; Cnidaria; Hydrozoa; Anthoathecata; Hydridae.